Molecule: messenger RNA, 1050 nt
Organism: Salvia miltiorrhiza (redroot sage)
Lineage: Eukaryota; Viridiplantae; Streptophyta; Magnoliopsida; Lamiales; Lamiaceae
Product: protein PEROXIN-4
Exons: 6
Coding region: 102-581 (159 amino acids)
Source: RefSeq, a predicted model, not a curated record
UGUUGAAGUAAGCUGAGCGCCUAUUUUGUGAUCACUCAUCAAUUCACUACGGUCUUCGGUGAGAAUUGGUGUGAAUUUGAUAGCAAAAGUCAGUGUUGAAAAUGCAGGCAUCAAGGGCAAGGCUCUUUAAGGAAUACAAAGAAGUACAGCGAGAGAAAACAGCUGAUCCAGAUAUCCAACUCGUUUGUGACGAUUCAAACAUAUUUAAAUGGACUGCUCUUAUAAAGGGGCCAUCGGAAACUCCUUAUGAGGGUGGAGUUUUCCAGCUUGCUUUCUCCGUACCUGAGCAGUAUCCUUUGCAGCCUCCUCAAGUUCGGUUCUUAACCAAAAUAUUCCAUCCAAAUGUGCAUUUCAAGACAGGUGAGAUUUGCCUUGAUAUAUUGAAGAAUGCUUGGAGUCCAGCAUGGACGUUGCAAUCAGUUUGUCGAGCUAUAAUCGCGCUGAUGGCUCAUCCAGAGGCUGAUAGCCCACUGAACUGUGAUUCAGGUAAUUUUUUUCAAGAUUCCUUCACAAACUACCCAUAUGGUAUUUUCUGGGGAAGUCUUACAGCUUAUCAGAAAACUUGCCAAAGUUGGAAAUGACAUUUAAAACGAUUUAAAUUCAUAUUCCUGCUGUCAAAAACAUACAACAAAUCUAGUAUGUUGAACAUGUGAUCUGUUUCGAGUUUCCUGCUGUGAUGUUUCUGGUUCUCGUUGGCUGUCAUUGCGUAGGCAACCUUCUCCGCUCUGGCGACAUCAGGGGAUUCCAGUCUAUGGCCAAGAUGUAUACAAGACUUGCUGCCAUGCCCAAGAAGGGGUAAGAGAAGGAUUUGAUUUGACUGUAUGUUUAAACCUUAACAAAAAACAACCAUGCCCUAACUCAUCAACUGCAUAGUUGAUGAGUUAUAUCACGCGUUACAUAUUUGUAUUUACGUUUUAAGCUACGCCGCCGCGUGCGAUGUAGUAGAAAGCUCUCAAAAACCAUUGCUCAUUCAGAAAUUAAGCAAUGCGAAAACCUUGAAAUAUGAAAAUGGUGAAAACAGGUGAUGUCUUGUAGUUUACAAGUACAAAA